CAUUCCAGAAUAUUACUUAAUUCAAUGGAAGACGGCAGACUCUGGCUUCCUCUUGCCAGGCCGCUCAGUGUCCAACGACGGUGGUUCAGUGAGUGCGCGCGCAGCUUGCACUCUCCGCACUUGUUCUGUUCGUUUUCACCCCACCCCGUGUUCUCCUUUCCAUCGUAAUAUCGCGAAAAAUAAGUAAGUUGGCAAUGCAGGCAUGGGCCGCUCCGCGGGGAUCGUAAUGGCGACGUCGAGCGCGUUAUCGAGUACGCCGUGAAGAGAUAAUGCUCCACAGUGUUGUAUUCCGUUCACGUACAAUAUAACGACCGCCGACGAGAGGAACGAACACACACACCGGGCAGUUUCGACGCGAUCUGUGGGCCGAGAAGUCGCUACGAUGGACCAGGCCCCUGCAGAUACAGAGUUACGGAACAUCAUAGACAAACUGGCGCAGUUUGUUGCUCGCAACGGGCCCGAAUUCGAGCAGAUGACUAAGAACAAGCAGAAGGACAACCCGAAAUUCGGCUUCCUGUUCGGCGGGGAGCACUUCAACUACUAUCAAUACAAAGUGACGACGGAGCAAGCCAUUUUAAAGCAAAAAGGAAUAAAUCCAAUGCAAAAUGCAGACCCACGUUUAAACGUUUCGCAGCAGCAGCAGCAAACAGCCGCUACCGUCUCGCAGCCACUGAAUAACGUCAAUCUCGCGUCCGGUCUAAGUACACAACAAAACAAUGGCAUAAAUCCGGUGGUCGGAAUCGGACCGGUCGGCGGCCAACCAGGCGGUCCCGUUUUGCCUGGCGUGCCUGGACAGAUCGGGGGUCCGGGAAAUGCAGGGCCGCCCGGAAUCGGACCAGUCCCUGGCGGCAUGGGGGGUGUGAAUCCGCCGCCGAUCGCCGGGGUCGCGCCGCAAACGGUUAACAUCGGCGGCCCACCCGCGUGGCUCCAGAAUGAACUGGCGAAUCUACAGUCGCAGCAGACGACGUUGCAGGACCAAGUCAGACAAUCUGAACAGAACCUGGCUGCACAGCAUGCUGCGCUGAUGGCGCAACAGCAGGGAAGAGUUGAGGACGCCGUGAGGCAGGCGCAGGAAACGGCGCUGCAAAGCAAUGCGCAGAGCACGAACACAGAUCUGGCUGCGUUUGACACGGUGCUGCAACCGAUCAUCGAUAGCUGCACGAAGGACAGCAUAAGCGCGGGAAAGGCCUGGAUACUGCAGAAUUCGCUCACGCCGCCGAGCAAUCAAGUGGUCGCCGAUCAUUUGCUGAAGAAAGUAAUCCAGGGGACAACUUUUAGCCAUAAGCUACACAUUAUUUAUCUGGUGAACGAUGUUCUGCAUCACUGUGCAAGAAAAAAGUCGAUGGAUCUUCGCAAGGCGAUGGAAAGUGUCGUUGUCCCCAUGUUCUGUAACACUUCACUAGCCGCAUCCGAGGAGCAACUCAACAAGCUAAAUAAACUGUUGAGUUUGUGGGAGUCUAAGAACAAUUACUUCGAUGAGGGGAUCAUAGAUAAACUGAAGCAGCCGAGCGCCUCUUGGUCGGAGUAUCAGGCCAGUCUGGUAGCGCAGUACGCCAACGCGAUCACGCCUAUUACGACAUCGACGAAGCAAACGUUCGAUAACUACCAGGCACAGCAUCAGGCGUUCGUUACACAUGCGCUCAGACAGAUCCAGAAUAUCGAGCAACAAAAGAUAGCGAUAGAUCAGCAAUUGAAAGCACCGCCGCCGCCGCCGCCGCCACCCCAAAUAAAUCAGCAGAAUAUGCCGAUACCACCUAGUCAUCCCGGGCCGCCGGGUGCGAUAGGCACGGACGUGAACUUCAGCCAACCGCCGCCGGGAUGGGGCGUACCGCCGUCGAAUGAGCCGCCGCCAUUCAGCAACGUUCCACUGCCGGACUUCUCGAAGCCGCCGCCGGGUUUUGGGCCCGCGCCCGUUAUCCACGAGCCUUCCGUUGAAGAUUUGAUGCCUAGUAUGCCUUACUUCGAGCUCCCCGCCGGCUUGAUGGUGCCUUUGAUCAAGCUGGAGGACGGGGAGUAUAAGCCGUUGGAUCCCGAUGCGAUACGAUUGCCACCUCCCGCACCACCGAGCGACCGCUUAGUCGCCGCCGUCGAAGCUUUUUACGCGCCACCAAAUCACGAUUCUCCGAGAGAUAGUGACGGUUGGGAGAAGUUGGGACUGUACGAAUACUAUAAAGCGAAGAAUUCCGCACGCAAGCGGAAGGAGGAGGACAUAGCCGCGGGCAUCAGACAGAGAUCCAGAUCUCCGUCGCCGAUCCUACGGCCGAGAUCCAAGAGCCCCAGUCCGCCAAAGAAACGCUACAGGAGCAAGUCGCGCAGCAGGUCGCGCUCGCGCUCGCGUGGCAGAAGUAGAUCGAGGUCGCCCGCAACCAAUCACAGGCGUAACAGUCGCAACAGCAAUCACAACAGCAGAAGUAGGCGAAGGAGGAACAGUAAUAAGGAUCGCAGCCCUGACAGAAGAAUGGAUAGGCAGGACAGGAGUCCAACGCCUCCGAGUUUCCUCGGCUCUACGUACAGCAAGGCCCCGCAGGAGAUCAGUCUCGAUGAGAGCAAUAAAGGGCAUCAGUUGCUAAAGAAGAUGGGCUGGGGUGGCGCGGGUCUCGGCGCGAAUGAGCAAGGCAUCGAGGCGCCCAUCUCCGGCGGCGAGAUUCGCGAUAAAAACGAUCAAUAUAAGGGAGUCGGUAUCAACCUGAACGAUCCAUAUGAGAAUUUCAGGAAAAGUAAGGGUCAAGCGUUCAUCACCAGAAUGAAAGCGAGAGCAGAGGAGCGAGCUGAGGAGAGAGGGGAGCGCGAUUGAAAGCGUCGUCAAUAGGAUAUGAGAUCGUUCGAGUGUCCAGUGAGAUUUUUGUGAUUGGAACGAGUCACCUAGCACGCUCCGAUGAUGAAGAAGAGUCGGAAGAAGAAUUAGAUGAAGACUCUCAUACCGCGGCGGACACAAUUCUGGAGCGUUUAUCCGCAAGCAUUUACUUACCUUUGAGGGCCGACUUUAGAGAGAUACACACUCUUCUUUCAUUCUCGAGCGCGCGCGCAGUUAUCUUUCUUUAGCAGAAUCCCUCCAUCGCAGAUUCCGAUUUUUAAAUAAUCGCAAAUGAACGUUAAUUGUUUUACUCGGACGCCAAUUCUUCACCCACUCCUGAUGACGACGAUUUGAAUUUUGUGUCGCAAAAAAUUGUACAUUUUUUAUACAAGUACACGCAUUUUGCAAUGCGAAGCCUCUGACGACUUAAUUCCCCGGCGUUCGGGCGCAUACGCUGGUGUACAUUCUUUUAUGAAUAUAUAGAGGGUAUCGCUUAAUUUGUCAUCGACAUCGGUCACGUGAUACGUGCAAGUUGAAAUUGUACCUAUUGUUUUGCAUAUAUAUGCAUUCUAUCGAAACCCGAAGAGACGCAAGUCUUUUAACUAUGUAUCGACAUAACGAAUUCUGAACGAACCUUUUUACGGAGAUUCGCUAAGAGGAGAUUAAUCGAUUUUAUCUGCAUAAUUUCCCAUCGGACGAAGUUGAAACGGUCCGUCGUUUAAUCGUGUUCCAUGCGUGUAACGACAAGUUCUCGUUCCGUCGCUAUACAUUAUCAUUACAGCAGGACGUUAUGUUACACGAACGUACAAUUUUCUUCUGUGCCGUCGUCGCUACGGACAUAAGAGAGGUAGAGAGAGAGAGAGAGAGAGAGAGAGAGAGAGAGAGAGAGAGAGAGAGAGAGAGAGAACACAGAAAAUAUAGAUACUUAUAUGUAUCUACUAAGUUAAGAAAUGAUUAUAUUGGAUACACAACGAUAGCUCAAAAGAAAAAUAAAAGCUGUACAUUUAUUACGAAAAAAAGGACGCUGCCUGUCGAAAGUGA
This is a messenger RNA of Dinoponera quadriceps, 3835 nucleotides long. It is a transcript of the gene scaf6, whose product is annotated as calcium homeostasis endoplasmic reticulum protein. Lineage: Eukaryota; Metazoa; Arthropoda; Insecta; Hymenoptera; Formicidae. Gene Ontology annotation, molecular function: RNA binding. Gene Ontology annotation, biological process: RNA processing; intracellular calcium ion homeostasis. The record is from RefSeq and is a predicted model, not a curated record. The transcript is spliced from 8 exons. The coding region runs from base 383 to 2794 and encodes 803 amino acids. Gene Ontology annotation, cellular component: perinuclear region of cytoplasm.